This is a messenger RNA of Sabethes cyaneus, 2868 nucleotides long. It is a transcript of the gene Pgant7, whose product is annotated as N-acetylgalactosaminyltransferase 7. The record is from RefSeq and is a predicted model, not a curated record. Gene Ontology annotation, cellular component: Golgi apparatus. Bases 278 to 2068 code for a protein of 596 amino acids. NCBI's taxonomy places the organism in Eukaryota, Metazoa, Arthropoda, Insecta, Diptera, Culicidae. The transcript has 3 exons.
AACAACGCCCGCUCCUCCGCUCACCGUACCCUAUUUUUUUUAUCCGGUUCAGUUUUCAGAGCUAACAGCAAAAGACGUACACGUAGACAGGUAUCUGUCUGGUUGCGUUUGAUAUCGCGGUGCGAAACAUCGUUUUUUCGGUUGGGGAGGGAGAACUUUUUCACUAGAUAAUCAAGAUUGCUGGACUACGCAGCAGUUUCCUGUUGAUUAAAGUUUUCCUCUCUGUGUGACGGUGUGACCAACGGAGUUUGCAACAGUGCGUAGGGAGACCAACGUUAUGCGAGUGACCAACAUUCGUCGUGGGCGUAUUGCCCGGAUUGCCGUUAUCGUGCUGGUGGUACUGUUUAUCCUGUACACCAUUGCCACCUGGUCCGGAGUGGAUCACCGAGCGGUAAAGGAAGCGUACAAUUCGCGCUUCACCGGUGGCCGUUCCGGCGCGGAGCAGGACCACCAGCAGCAACGGGAUCACAGCAACGUUUUUCCGGUGCUGAUCGAGGGUCUGGGUAAUUUUGAACCGAAGGAGGUGGAACGUCGCGAUGGGCCCGGUGAGGCUGGUAAAGCUUACAUUCUUCCGGAGGAUCAGCAGAAUAGGGCUUCCGAUGCGGAAAUGGAAUACGGUAUGAACAUCGUCGUUUCGGAUACGAUUUCCAUGGAUCGGACGAUUCGGGAUACUCGGUUGGAAGAGUGCAAACAUUGGGAUUAUCCGCACGAUCUGCCCAGCACCAGUGUGAUUAUUGUGUUCCACAAUGAGGGCUUCUCGGUGCUGAUGAGAACGGUUCAUUCGGUGCUGAACCGGUCGCCGAAGCAUGUUCUGCACGAAGUUCUGCUGGUGGAUGACUACUCGGACAAGGAGGAUUUGAAGGAAAAGCUGGAGAAAUAUAUCGAACAGUUUGACGGGAAAGUUCGACUGAUUCGGAACGUCGAACGGGAGGGUCUCAUCCGCACCAGGUCGCGAGGAGCGAAGGAAGCGACCGGUGACGUGAUCGUUUAUUUGGAUGCCCACUGUGAGGUCAACACCAACUGGUUGCCACCGCUGCUGGCUCCGAUUUAUCGGGACCGAACUGUAAUGACUGUUCCGGUUAUCGAUGGAAUCGAUCAUAAAACGUUCGAAUACCGGCCAGUUUACGCCGAUGGUCAUCACUACCGGGGCAUUUUCGAGUGGGGAAUGCUGUACAAGGAGAAUGAAGUGCCACGGAGGGAACAGAAACGCCGCAAGCACGACAGCGAACCGUACAAGAGCCCAACGCAUGCGGGUGGUCUUUUCGCAAUCAAUCGGAAAUUCUUCCUGGAGAUUGGAGCUUACGAUCCGGGACUGCUAGUGUGGGGUGGUGAAAACUUUGAGCUGAGUUUCAAGAUUUGGCAGUGCGGUGGAAGUAUCGAGUGGGUUCCCUGUUCCCGUGUCGGCCACGUCUACCGUGGCUUCAUGCCGUACAACUUUGGCAAAUUAGCGAACAAGAAAAAGGGUCCACUAAUUACGAUCAACUACAAACGAGUAAUCGAAACGUGGUUCGACGAGCAAUACAAGGAAUACUUCUACACCCGGGAACCGUUGGCUCGAUUCUUAGACAUGGGAGACAUUACCGAGCAGUUGGCACUGAAGGAACGGCUCCAAUGCAAGAGCUUCCAGUGGUACAUGGACAACGUGGCGUACGACGUACUGGACAAGUAUCCCGCCCUGCCGGCCAAUCUCUACUGGGGAGAGUUGAAAAAUUCCGGCACGGAAAAGUGUGUGGAUGCUCUCGGACGCCAACCACCGGCCAUCAUUGGGCUGCAGCACUGCCACGGCCAGGGGCACAAUCAGCUGAUUCGACUGAACGCUGCCGGCCAGCUGGGUGUAGGCGAACGGUGUAUCGAAGCCGACGGUCAAGGCAUAAAGCUUGCCUUCUGCCGACUGGGAACGGUCGAUGGACCAUGGCAGUAUGACGAAACCACUUCCACGCUGCUGCAUAGAACCUACAAAAAGUGCAUGGGUUACCACCCGCAAACGAGAACGCUAGCCCUGAUGCCCUGCGACGUACAUAACGCUUACCAAUCAUGGAAGUUCCACAGUAUUACUCCUCGCUGGUAGUCCGGCCUUUGAAUGCAUCGAAACGAAACAUUCCUCGGUUUUUUUUCUUGUUAGAAAUUUAUGACUCGAAACGGAUGGAAACAACUUGAUUCAAUCAAAUUUUUUCUUCGAUGCGCGACAGUCAUGGCAGUAGAGUGUAAGCGAGAGUUACUCGUCGAGGCAUCUUGUAAAUAUUAUCAAAUUUGGAAGAGUAGAACUUGCCAAAAUUACUUAACUUGGAACAAAUUUAGGAAAAGCUUCAGGACGAAAGAUUCAGCCGACUUAGUUUCUGUACAUUUUAGCCCGGUGAUGUGUGUCUGUUUGAACCUGAUCCUAGCACCAACCGACUGACCGGACCGCCGAGACGAACCAGCAAACUUGCAAUAAUGACAUUCAGAUAGGGGUGGGACUGUUUGUGCCUUUUUCCUUCGUUUGAUGAAAUGUGCAAAAUCAAAUCAAUACCUAGCGUCAGUACGUUUACGUUGUCCGUUAGAAGCUCCGACUUCGUUUGAACCCGUUUCUUAGUGAUCGUGUAUUUUCCUUCCCUGGACGGCAGGCAGUGUGCUGCUGUUGUAGAAGCGUGGGUUAAUAAUAUUGUUAGUUUAGGAUACCUAUCCAGGCAUAUAUGACCGUUUUAGACUGUUGCGGCGUGUGGUAGGUGGUAGAGAAAAAUUGACUGCGGGAAAAUCGAAACAAACAGCGAAAAAGAGGGGGAAACGUGUACUGCCUAAUCGUGGCAGUAAACCAAUCAAUCGUUUGGGACUUAUCAAAUAAGAGAUCAAAUUUAGCAUACAUUUUGUAUUAAAUAAGACGAAAUAAUA